AUGGCGGUGCAAGAUACCGAUAAUCCGGCUUCUCAGGCGAUUGCCACCUUCACUACCCUACUCGAACACUUUCUUUCUGAGGCAGAAACUUCAAAACAAACUUCAGCUAUCGAGCCAGCAUUACGCAAGUCCGAUUUCGAUGAUCUCUCAGGACGAAUCACGAGAACCGCAGUCGAUGUGGUGAGCCCAGCAGUUGAGGGUGCCAGGCCAGCGAACGAUAAAGGCCAACAGUUCGCCAUAAUAGAAACUGCUGCCCGUAACAUAUUCAGUCAUCUUAUUGCGACAACUACCAUCAACUCCCCCGACUACGUCAGAGUGUGGAAUCUCCUCGAUAUUCUCUCGAUUCUUUCCGAUGAUGGACAAUGUGACCCUGCACUCUUGUUCUGGCUCGCUGAGGAGCUUCUGGACAGCCAGACCAUUGCUGGGUGCCGUAAGAUCUUCGAUUUUCUUGAAUCGAGGCGAGAACGAAUCACUGCGAACCAUUUCAAGCAGAAACAACUUAUCAUUCUCCGAACAUGCAAUGAGCUACUGCGACGGCUAUCUCGUGCAGAGGAUACUGCUUUCUGCGGACGGGUCUUUAUCUUCAUGUUUCAGAGCUUUCCGCUUGGCGACAAGAGUUCUGUAAAUCUUCGGGGCGAAUACCAUGUCGAAAAUGUCACGACAUACGAAACAACGACGACUCGCGACGAUGACUUCAAGAUGGCUGUCGAUGAGCCAGAAGAGCAUUCGAAGCAGAUAGAGUCAAAGCCUUCGGCCAAGCCAGCAGAUGUCAAGAAGGGAGACAAGGAGAGGCCUCUAUCGACCGACGAGCUAUAUCCACUGUUCUGGUCACUUCAGGAAUACUUCAGUCAGCCCAAGAAACUUUUCGAGGCGUCAAGUUUGUCGUCCUUCAAGGGAAGUCUGAUGGCGACCAUGAAUGUUUUCCAGACUGUCCAUAAUGAUUCUAAACGGAGCCUCAAACGGAAGCGAGAGUCUAGCGAAGAAGAUGAGAGUUCCAACGCAUUUAACCCCAAAUAUCUCACUAGUAAAGACUUAUUUGACCUCGAGAUCAGCGACCUGUCAUUCCGACGACAUAUCCUGGUGCAAGCUCUGAUCAUCAUGGAUUUCCUUAUUUCACUAUCCGCUCAAGCGCGAGACAAGCUUACAGAAACCCUGCCUGCCACGGCCAGCGUAAACAAAGCUGUUAUGUAUAGCGAUCAGAUCCUGAGUGAAGAGGACGCUAAAUGGGCAACCGAUAUGAAAAAGAUCAUCGCCGAUUAUCUCCGGCAGGGGGUUGAUGGCCCGUACUUUUAUCGAAUGGUAGAAACCGUCCUGGCUAGGGAUAAGAACUGGGUUCGCUGGAAGAUCGAAGGAUGUCAACCCAUCAAACGAGACCCCGUCUCCCCGCCAAUCUUUGUGGAGGCGAAGGGUAAUGUCCAGCGCAUGGCCACUAACAAGCGAUUGAGGGCAGUUCCUAUGGGUUCUGUUUCCCUGGACUUUCUUAGGGAAGAAGACGAAAAGACAGCAAUGGGCCGGCUUAAGGCUAAGGAGAGGUAUGAGCUUCCAGAGCUCGAUACAUUCAAACGCAAGAUUGCCGACGAUGAUUUUGAGAUUGAGAUGCCGACCAGUGAUCAAACCAAGGCCAAUGCUAUUGCUGGCAAGGCCAGCAAAAGCUGGAGAGCGCUGCGGAUUGCAGCACGCACAAGGCUCGCCGCAUUUGACAAGAUUGAAGACCCUAAGAAGGUCGGCAUCGUUUUUGAAGAGAUCACGGAGGCGGACGAUAAUGAAGGUAUCACUGAGCCUGCAGCAAAUGACGACGAUAUACCUACCAACCGAGAACCUAUCAUUGUCUCGGAUGUCACCGGUGCAGACAAUUCGACAGUCAUCCACAGGUUAAUGGAAGAGCAUAAAGGGGUUUUCGCAACUGUCGUCAGACACACUACGCGGGAACCUCGAGACGGCGAAAUCAAUGGCAAGACCUUUCAUUUCGUCAAGCAACAAGAAUUCAAUCAACUCCGUGACGGCGAUCGAUUAAUAGAAUCAGGUACUCGUGGUGGGGCUGAUUAUGGAACUAGCACCAAAGCCAUCGAUGCUAUUACUGAGGCAGGCAAAGUUCCAAUAAUCGAGUUGGAUGUCGAGGCUGCACGUUACGCCAAAGACAUGGAUUUCGAAGCACGCUACGUGCUCAUCAAAACUUCAACAUCUGAAGCACUCGAGCAGCGUCUCAAGGCUUUGGGCAAGGACGACACUGCCAUUCAGGAGAUAUUGAAGAGCCUAGCGACAGAGCUUGAGCCAGAGAAGACAGAGGUGCUGUUUAAUACGACUAUUGUCGUCGACGACGAGCAACUAGCAGUCAAAAGCCUUCGGGACUUCAUCUACAGAAAGAGCAAAAGUGAGACUGCUGGGGACCAGGGUUUGAGGGAGGAUAUAUCUAUGAAAGAAGGACAUGAAGCAAACGACGAGUGUGCUGAGACAAAGGAGGCUACGAUGACGGAUGCGUAA
Molecule: messenger RNA, 2481 nt
Organism: Fusarium coffeatum
Lineage: Eukaryota; Fungi; Ascomycota; Sordariomycetes; Hypocreales; Nectriaceae
Exons: 5
Coding region: 1-2481 (826 amino acids)
Biological process (GO): regulation of DNA-templated transcription elongation; mRNA export from nucleus
Cellular component (GO): THO complex part of transcription export complex
Source: RefSeq, a predicted model, not a curated record